CUGACCAUUUGGAAACUCAGGCACUGCCCAAGGGCCCGGGUUCAGUAGGAGGCCCCAUGAGAUGCCCCUGGUACCUUUUUCAUAGGCUUUUUUGCCUUGGGCAAGGACACAGGGGCCCCAUUAUCCCCUAUUGCCUGGGGGCCCCAUGAGUUGUCAGUCCGCCCCUGAUCCUGAGGGAGGUUACUAUAAGAAACCUUACAGACAGGGGCGGACUGACCAUUCGAGAACUUGGGCACUGCCUGAGGACCUGGGGUCAGUAGGGGGCCCCAUGAAAUGCCCCUGGUACCUUUUAUAGGCUUUUUUUGAGUGUGGGCAAGGACACAGGGGCCCCAUGAUCCCCUAUUGCCCGGGGGCCCCAU
Molecule: messenger RNA, 359 nt
Organism: Staurois parvus
Lineage: Eukaryota; Metazoa; Chordata; Amphibia; Anura; Ranidae
Source: the annotation of a GenBank genome assembly